AUGUGGGAUCCAACUGUAUUUGAAUGUAAUGAUAUCAUAAAAAACCAAAGGUUCAUUCUGGUACAAGGGUCUGUGAAACAUUCAGGGGAAAUUUUGAACAUAGUCAAUAUAUACGCAUACAAUGACCCGAUAGAAAGGAGAGCCCUAUGGGAGGAGUUGGUUAUUCUUAGAAGGUCAUUAGAAGGUAUGUGGAUAUUUGGUGGGGAUUUUAAUGAUGUUAGGGAACCGAGCGUAAGAUUUAAUUCAGAAUAUGUGGCUGCAAAUGCGGAUCGUUUUAAUCGGUUCAUUGUGUCAAUAGAUUUGGUGGAGUAUCAAAAGAGUGGACGAAAAUUCACCUAUCACUCAGAUAAUGGUAUUCAUAAAAGCAAAUUGGAUCGGUUAUUGGUGUGCAGGGAAUUUAGAGAUAAAUGGGCGACUGCCUCAGUUGUUGCGUUAUCAGAUGUAGUUUCGGACCACUGUCCGAUUCUGCAAUCUCUUACAUCACCUGAUUUCGGCCCUAUACCCACUAGAAUUUUUAAUUCUUGGUUGGAUCUGCCCGGUGUUAUGGAUUUCAUUCGACAAUCGCUGAGUAGUUUCUGGUUUGAAGGGCCAGCGGAUUUGGGGCUUGCAGUUAAACUAAAAUGGAUUAAAUUCAGAAUAAAGGAACGGGUCAAUGUAAUAAAAGCGGAAAGGAUGCGGUUGAAUGGUCUUAUGAUUAAUGGAGCAUGGGAGACGGCCCCACCACUCAUUAAAGACACGGUAUGCUCGUUUUUUGCUGAAAAAUGUAAGGAAAUGGUUGUUAAACGGCCAGGGUUGAUGUGCCCAAAUCUGAAUCAAAUUUCGAAGGAGGAUGCUGAGAUCCUGGCAGCGCCAUUUUCGUUAUUAGAAAUAAAGGACGCGGUUUGGGAUUGUGUGGGGGACAAAGCACCGGGCCCGGAUGGUGCAAAUUUUCGGUUCAUUAAACGUUGCUGGGGUUCAUUGCAAGCUGAUUUUGUUAAGGGUUUGAGACAAGGCGAUCCAUUGUCACCAUUCCUUUUCAUCAUCGCAGUGGAAGCUCAAACGGGGGUGAUGAAGAAGGCAUGUAACCUUGGGCUCUAUGAAGGUAUUCGAUUCAUAAACCACGGUACGGUCUUAUCUCAUUUUCUGUACGCUGAUGACGUCAUCUUUGUUGGAAAUUGGUCGAUAGACACUUUGAAAAAUCUAAGGAGAUUAUUAAGGUGUUUUUUCUUGGCAUCGGGUCUUCGGGUAAAUCUGAAUAAAAGUAGCGUUAUUGGUGUGAAUGGUAGUAAUGAAAGAAUACAAGACAUGGCAUUACUAUGGGGGUGUAGGGUAGGGUCCUUUCCGUUUAAACAUUUGGGGCUUCCAGUGGGUGCUAAUAUGAAUCUAAGUAAACACUGGCAGCCGGUCAUUGAUGUCUUUCGGAAAAGAUUAGCUCUUUGGAAGGCAAAUACACUCUCUUUUGGUGGUAGGUUGACCUUGAUAAAGUCGGUCCUAAGUGCACUCCCUACUUAUUAUUUCUCUUUAUACAGAGCUCCGGCAAAAGUAAUUGAUCAACUUGAGAGAUUGUGGCGGGAAUUUCUAUGGGGGAUUACCUCGGAGAAAGGCAAGAUGAGUUGGGUUGCGUGGAAAAGUGUUAUAACGCCAAAGGAACUAGGUGGGGUAGGUAUUGGAUCGUUAAAGGAUGCAAACUUGGCAAUGCUUGCCAAGUGGUGGUGGAGGUUCAAAAUAGACCCUGAGAGCUUAUGGCGAAAAGUGAUAUGGAGCAUCCAUCAUAAUGAAAGGACGUGGAAUUUGGUGCCGAGGAAGUUGUCAGUGGCUGGGCCAUGGAAACAAGUCGCUAAAGUGUCGGAGGAAUUGGAAAGGUAUGGUAUAAAUUUGAUUACUUGUUUUCGGGCUAUUCCGGGGAAUAGGAUAUCGGUUGUUUUCUGA
This is a messenger RNA of Helianthus annuus (common sunflower), 1908 nucleotides long. RefSeq lists its product as uncharacterized. The record is from RefSeq and is a predicted model, not a curated record. The coding region runs from base 1 to 1908 and encodes 635 amino acids. The transcript is spliced from 3 exons. Lineage: Eukaryota; Viridiplantae; Streptophyta; Magnoliopsida; Asterales; Asteraceae. Gene Ontology annotation, molecular function: catalytic activity.